AUGGAGGUGUCGAUGAAUACGAAGGGCUUCCGGCGGUAUGGCAAGCAGGUUCGUGAGGCAGAGGUGGCGGGGAAUGUUCUGAGGCUGCCCAAUGGUUUCCUGGGCAAGCAGCUGCUUCCACUGUGGCUCCAUCCGAACUACAUCCUUCUCGAGGAUUUCCUGGUUCGGAACACCAAGGGAGAUGCCAUGGAUGUGGAUGAAGAGUUCAAAGUUCGGAAAUCGCAGUUUCACUUGGUAGGAACACCCGGGAUUGGGAAGAGCUACUUUGGGCACUAUUGGUUCUUCAAGCAAGCCAAGGAUGGCAAGCGGGUGAUCUGGAGGAGCCAGGGCGGUGUUUUCGUCUACUUUGACUUCUCGCUCGAGGACCCCUUUGUGCACGCUUCCAGCGACUACGUUGUCCCCGGCCCUUGGUUGGAGGAUAUCGAAACAAUCUGGCUGGUGGUGGAUGGCGGCUGCAAGGGCCUCGACCACGAUGGUUUUGUGCUCCAGUGCGUCUCUCCAGGUCGCAGUGGCUACCACGAGUUUGCAAAGGAUGUGGGCGUGCCUUUUCACCUGGAAGCAUGGACGCUCGAAGAGUUGAUGCGGUGCAGGGAUGCUCUGAACCUGGGAUUCACGGAUGAAGAGCUUGCAGAGCGUUUCUACUACUGCGGGGGCCUGCCUAGAGAAGUGUUGGAUAAAAGGAAGACUAGCCAGAGCCUGAAAGACUUCAUGACAACGGCGGUGUCUUGGGCCCCAAGCUGGGAGGCAGUGAUAAGGGAUGUAGCAUCUGGUGCAGAUGCCAUAUCCAAUUACCUUCUCCAUUAUCGGCUGCAAAGGGAGCUCGGUGUGAAUGCAGUUGCUUCGGACUGUGUGCUGCAGUUUACGUUGAAGUUCGCUUCCUUCUUUGUAGAGGAUUUGGUAGUUGAUAAGUUCCAGAGGCUGGGACAUGGGAAAGUCAGGGAGUUUUUCGACUUCUGCCAGAGAGUUCCUGAGGCCCGCGCAUUGUCACGGAAGUUUUUCGAGAAAAACGUCCACAGGAAGCUGCAGGAUGGCGGAGGUGAUUACACAAUCAAGGAUUUGGUAACACCGGACAAGCCUCACCCGGUUUUUGAGUUAAAGCCAUCGAGCACCAAAAGGCUUCGUCGCUGGGAAGUCACUAAAGUGGCUGAGGGAAAACCAUCGAAGGACGAGAAAAUGCGUGGCUCUGCUGUAAUCGGCAAGGGGGAAUCCGUAGGAUUGGCAAACCUUGAUAGAGGCUGUUUCGUCAACUCGUAUGCAGCCGUGUUCAAGUCGCUGGACUCGUUCGUCGUCCCAGAUAUCAUGAUCCAAUGUACGUGCUCUCUGGAUCACAAGAUUUUCUGGGCUCCGGUCCUGGAGGUGGUGCAGGAAUACGAUCGUUGGUAUUCACUCCAAGGUAGUACGCCGCCACCUUACUACCGCCUCAUCUUCAUUGUCCCAGAGUGUCGGUUUCGGGACUUCAAGUUUCAAGGGUAUAAGAAGGAAGAUGGCACUGACUAUUUGGAGCUGCAGCCUGAAAUGUCCAGAGUGAGGCAGUUGGCUUUAUCUUUUCCAUGGUAA
This is a messenger RNA of Selaginella moellendorffii, 1557 nucleotides long. RefSeq lists its product as uncharacterized. Lineage: Eukaryota; Viridiplantae; Streptophyta; Lycopodiopsida; Selaginellales; Selaginellaceae. The record is from RefSeq and is a predicted model, not a curated record. Bases 1 to 1557 code for a protein of 518 amino acids. The transcript has a single exon.